CCAUGGAGUGUGACCGGGAGACGCACGGAGAUGGAAAAGGGAGGGCGUAUGCGGUCCCACGUGUUCUUAUCACCGCAGACUGUUCUGUUCUUUUUCUAUCCACCGUUUCCAUCACUGAAGGGGCAGUGAAGACGGACAGCAUACACGCACACCUCGCAGGAAAACAUGUACACAAAUCUGCCCCCAUUUCCAAUCUUUCUGAAUUUAUUGAUUCAAUUUUAUUUAUCUAUUGACGCAUAUACCCGUUUUCAGUCAUAACGAGGCUGAUCAGCGAUUAUUUGUGUGACUAAAAGCCUUGUCGGGGAGAUGACAGAGGACCGUAAAAGGUUUAAUUGCUGCUUUGAUUUUUGUUAACGCAAACGGCUGUGCAUCCUUGCUUUUUAUUUUGAAGCUUUAUUCCGCUCACUUCAUGCAAAUCCAGGGGACUAUGUGAACAUCAUGCUGGCGGUUCGGUGCUUGCUGUUUGCUGCAGUGAGCGCAAGGUUUGCCGUGACAGGAUGGAAGCGCUCCGCGAUGCGGGAUGCGGGCGUAUGGGAUUGGGCCGGCUCGCAGGACCGAGGGGGGCACGGCGCGGCAGCUGAAGAAGUCACCAAACCCAAACGUCUCUUGCAGCAGAUGGGCUCCGAAGGGGAGAUUAUUCACGGCCAUCUGGAUACCAGGGUGAAGAACCACACCAAGGGCUCGCAGCCCGUCCAUCUGGCCCAGACGAGUUUCCAGUUGGAGGCCUUUGGGAAGUCCUUCAUUCUGGACUUGGAGUUAAACCACAAUCUCUUGUCCUCAGACUAUGUGGAGCGGCAUUUUGGCGAAGAUGGGAAGCCUUCACAGAUUGCGGGAGGGGAGCACUGCUACUACCACGGUCGAGUGCGUGGCGUGCCGGGAUCCUGGGCCGCCCUCUCUACCUGCCACGGCCUUCGUGGCAUGUUCUCCGACGGGAAGGUGUCUUACGGGAUCGAGCCGGUUCAGGAUGCGAGUCAUCAGACUGAGCUCGACCAUGUGGUGUACAGGAUGCCGAGUCUGGAGCUGACCCCCUCUUGUCCAGGCUGCGCACAAAAUAGCACUGACAGUUACAGUGACAGUGACAGCGAUGGUGAAGGGGAAGGUGACAUCUCACUGGGGGAGGCCUUGGGUACAGAGGGACUGAGACGUUCCAAGAGACAGGUUCGCUGGACCCAGCACACAGUCCAGAGCGAGACAAAGUAUAUCGAGCUGAUGGUAGUCAAUGACCAUGAACUGUUUUCCCAGCUACGCAAUUCGGCAUCCCAGACCAGGAACUUCGCCAAAGCUGUGGUUAACAUGGCCGAUGCGAUCUACAAGGAGCAGCUGAACACGAGGAUAGUGCUGGUUGCCAUGGAAACGUGGUCCUCAGGAAACAUGGUGUCAGUGGGCGAUGACCCCCUGCUGACCCUGCGUGACUUCAUGAAGUACAGGAAAGAGAGCAUCAAGGAGCACAGUGACGCGGUGCACCUCUUCUCGGGGCGUACCUUCCGGAGCAGCCGCAGUGGGACAGCCUACAUGGGAGGGAUCUGCUCCCUUACCCGAGGAGGAGGGGUGAAUGAGUAUGGGAACGUGGGUGCCAUGGCCAUCACGCUGUGCCAGAGCCUUGGUCAGAACAUCGGCAUGAUGUGGAACAAGGAUCGCACCGCUGCAGGAGACUGCAGGUGUCCAGACCAGUGGCUGGGAUGUAUCAUGGAGGACACUGGGUUCUAUAUCCCUCGCAAGUUCUCCCGCUGCAGUGUGGACGAGUACAUCCGCUUCCUGCAGCGAGGGGGUGGGAGCUGUCUCUUCAACAAGCCCAACAAGCUGCUGGACCCUCCUGAGUGUGGGAAUGGUUUUGUGGAGACAGGAGAGGAAUGUGACUGCGGUUCGCAGCUAGAGUGUUCGCGAAGUGGGGGAGCCUGCUGUAAGAAGUGCACUCUGUCCCACGAUGCCAUGUGCAGCAAUGGACUCUGCUGCCGGGGCUGUCGGUACGAGCAGAGAGGAGUGGUGUGCCGGGAGCCAGUGAAUGAAUGUGAUGUCCCAGAGACCUGCACUGGAGACUCCAGCCAGUGUCCUCACAAUGUCCACAAACUGGAUGGGUACAUGUGUGACAGCAAUCAGGGCCGCUGUUAUGGGGGCCGCUGUAGGACUCGAGAUGGACAGUGCAGGGGACUGUGGGGCCAUGACUCAGCUGACAGGUUCUGCUAUGAGAAGCUGAACGCCGAGGGCACGGAGAAGGGGAACUGCGGGCGCGACUCCAGUGGACAGGGAUGGCUGCAGUGCAACAAGCAAGAUGUGUUGUGCGGACUCCUCAUGUGUGCCAACAUGACGGCCAAACCAGCGAUUGGAGACCUGCAAGGAGAAGUGAUCAGCCUCACCAUCUACCACCAGAACAAGUACCUGGACUGCCGUGGGGGACACGCCCUGCUGGAGGACGGCUCAGACUUAGGCUACGUGGAGGAUGGUACGCCCUGCGGGCCCAACAUGAUGUGCCUGGACCGCCGCUGCCUCCCGCUGGCUGCCUUCAACCUCAGCACCUGCCCGGGCUCCUCCCCCUCCCACACCUGCUCGGACCACGGGAUCUGCAGCAAUGAGGUGAAGUGCAUCUGCGACCGAGACUACACCGGCAAGGACUGCAGCUUCUAUGACCCUAUCCCUGACCCCAAACCUCGGGUUGGCCCUGAGAAGAAGGGUCCCAGUGGCACCAAUAUCAUAAUAGGGUCCAUCGCAGGCGCAAUUCUCCUGGCAGCUAUAGUCCUAGGGGGAACAGGAUGGGGAUUUAAGAACAUCCGACGAGGAAGGUACGACCCCGCCCAACAGGCAAUGAUGUGAAGCCUGCCAGCAGCCCACUCUGCCCCCAUCAACCCCCUCUUUCACCUCCACAUGAGAAGACCGUGCCUUCUCUGGCUGCGUUCUGUGUUGUGGCCCCUUGACCCACAAUGCACUGCAUCCACCAUUCCACCUGGCAGCUGAUCACCCCAA
Megalops cyprinoides (Indo-Pacific tarpon) is the source of this 2958-nucleotide messenger RNA. RefSeq names its product disintegrin and metalloproteinase domain-containing protein 11-like. Gene Ontology annotation, molecular function: metalloendopeptidase activity. NCBI's taxonomy places the organism in Eukaryota, Metazoa, Chordata, Actinopteri, Elopiformes, Megalopidae. The transcript is spliced from 26 exons. The coding region runs from base 439 to 2808 and encodes 789 amino acids. The record is from RefSeq and is a predicted model, not a curated record. Gene Ontology annotation, biological process: proteolysis.